GCUCCGAAAACCUCGACAGUCUCUUCCAUCGCAAAACGCGUCGUUGCAUUUGCAGUUGCCGGUGGUGGUGGUCGUGAUUGUUGGUUCAGAUGGCUUGCAGGGGGAAACUGAUCGUGGUAACUGUUUAGGUUUGUGGGUUUUUGGUUGCGUAGCCUGUAGUGCUCAUUCCCUCUUAGGUUGUAGAGUUCUCUCCGAGAUGGAUCCUUAUAUUUGGUUAGAGAAGAUGGUCACGUUGAAAGGGAAGUGGGUUAAUAAAACAGAGAGCCAAGGCGUCGAAGCGGAAGCCACUGUUGAAGUUCCUGCUCAUAGCCUCAGUUUGAAAACUGUGAAGAAGAAGCUGGGCGAGCUUAUUCAUCGUAAGGGCUCGGUGAGCGAUAUUGGCUGGGUUAUGAACAUUGAUGGUGACCCCGUUCAAGAUGAGACCGAGCUCUUCUAUAGUAUUUGGGACACGCUCAAGAUUGAGCCAUUUGGAAGUGGCAACGUGCCUCUGUUGGGAUUUUCGUAUCUUCUGGUGCCAGGUCUUUUUACCAAUUCCUAUCCCACAUAUUUUCGGGAAAUACUUGCUUACUUCAAGGAUGUCCUCUGUCUGCAAUGUGAGUUUGCAAACAUUAACACAGAGGGCUCUGUGAAAUCCAACGCAGCAGUGAUUAGGGACAUAGUCUUAAGCCAAUAUGAGCAGUUCGGGAAGAAAGUGGUCUUGUUGGGGCAUUCCAAGGGAGGCACGGAUGCGGCAGCCGCGUGUGCCAUGUAUUGGCCUGAACUGAAAGACAAGGUCCGGGGACUACUCAUGCUGCAAGCACCGUAUGGAGGGACGCCCCUUGCUGCAGACCUUCUGAGUGAAGGCCAAUUUGGAGUUUUAAAUUCCCUUCUCUUGGGAAAACUUGCAAGUUUCUCAAAUCCAAAUGGAACUGUUGAUGCUGUCAGAGACCUGACGUACAAAAACCGCCGCGAUUUUCUGAAAGAGUACCCUAUGCCAAGGGAUGUGCCAAUACUCUGUUUACACUCUAAUUUCCCACCAGAUUCCAAGGCUCGAUUCAAAAAAUACAUGUUGAAAGAGAACUUCCUCAAUGGGCGGCUGGAAGUGCCACUAGAGAUGCAGCUGGGGAAGCAGAUGGCUUAUAUGUCCAAGUACAUCUUGUCAAGGUAUCCAGGGGCGGAGAGCGAUGGGCUUGUCACUCGGAAAGACGCCGUUGUGCCGGGAUCGGUCGUGGUGGAGUUCAAGGAAGACCUCGGGCACACGUUGGUCAUCCCCGAAGUGAUUCAUGACUCCCAAAACAGUGAAGAGGUUCCUCCACCGCCUUUGAAUGCCUCUCUCGUCUGCCACGCUUGUGUAAUGGUCCUCCUCUCCACAAGAUGAACAAGCUUAUCGGUUGCGGCCAUAUUUGAUUCUUUGUUCACGGAGAGUAUUCCUUGCGUCUCAUUGAAAGUAUGCAACACAUCGCUGAUGAAGGGACAAGGGUAGCCAUGGCUGUGAGAAGUCCCAAAAUUGUCCCUUGAAAGACUGCUCUGUGAUGAUUCCCACUGGAGCUCAAAGUUGUGCAGGAGUUUAGAAGCAAGACAAAUAUGUGUAAAAUUGUUGAGAUUGUAAAAGCAGAGAUUUUGGAUAAACAUUUGGAUUGAGACUGCUGAUAAGACUGCUGUCGGUGUUGGUCGUACUCAGGAAGAGAGUUUACUGAUCAAGCUUGUUCGAAGAAUAAUGAAACGAGAUUUGUACAAUAGCAAAAUCUACGGUUUGGCUUUA
Physcomitrium patens is the source of this 1741-nucleotide messenger RNA. RefSeq lists its product as uncharacterized. The record is from RefSeq and is a predicted model, not a curated record. Lineage: Eukaryota; Viridiplantae; Streptophyta; Bryopsida; Funariales; Funariaceae.